CAGAGAUAGGGGACGGGUUGUGACUUGGUGUUGUUUUAGAGAAGUGUUUGUUUAGUAUAUUAAUAGGAUGGAACCGUAUGAUGUUAUCGUUAACCAGCCCGUAGUUAUUGAUAAUGGUUCAGGGGUGAUCAAAGCAGGUUUUGCGGGAGACCAGAUACCAAAAUGCCGUUUCCCAAAUUAUAUUGGACGGCCAAAGCACAUCCGCGUGAUGGCUGGAGCGCUAGAGGGAGAUCUGUUUGUUGGCCCUAAAGCUGAAGAACAUCGGGGUUUGCUUAGCAUCCGUUACCCAAUGGAACAUGGCAUUGUGACAGACUGGAAUGAUAUGGAAAGGAUCUGGCAGUACAUAUAUAGCAAAGACCAGCUGCAAACAUUCUCAGAAGAGCAUCCAGUACUAUUAACAGAAGCCCCUCUGAAUCCGAGGCGGAAUAGGGAAAAGGCUGCAGAGAUUUUCUUUGAAACAUUCAAUGUUCCUGCGCUCUUCGUAUCUAUGCAAGCUGUUCUUAGCCUAUAUGCCACGGGUCGCACGACAGGUGUCGUAUUGGACUCAGGGGACGGAGUUACGCAUGCUGUCCCAAUUUAUGAAGGUUUUGCUAUGCCUCAUAGUAUUAUGAGGAUUGAUAUUGCGGGACGAGACGUGUCGAGAUAUCUCAGGCUGCUGUUACGCAAAGAAGGAGUUAACUUCCGUACGACAGCAGAAUUUGAGAUUGUACGAACUAUCAAGGAGAAGGCGUGUUAUCUUGCAAACAAUCCUCAGAAGGAAGAAACCGUGGAAACCGAGAAAUACCAAUACACACUUCCAGAUGGCAGCACAUUAGAGAUUGGUCCUGCUCGGUUCAGAGCCCCAGAAGUUCUGUUCCGGCCAGAUCUCAUCGGAGAAGAAUAUGAGGGUCUCCAUGAAGUUUUGCUGUACUCCAUACAGAAAUCUGACUUGGACCUUCGCAAAGUAUUAUUUCAGAAUAUCGUCCUUUCAGGAGGCUCUACGUUAUUUAAGGGAUUUGGUGAUAGACUGUUAUCAGAAAUUCGAAAAUUAGCUCCAAAAGACAUGAAGAUAAGGAUAUCAGCACCCCAGGAACGCCUAUACUCUACUUGGAUUGGUGGCUCAAUCCUAGCAUCGCUUGACACGUUCAAAAAAAUGUGGGUAUCGAAGAGGGAAUAUGAUGAAGAGGGACAACGUGCAGUCCAUCGGAAGACAUUCUGAAGUGAUGCGGAUUGGACAUCGGGUGCUGUCAUCGCGAUGUAGACGUACGGCUUUGGUCUUUGUAACAUAUGGACAAAGUAAUUGUGCCUCCUCAAAUAUGUGACAUUACAUUAGUAUCCAUGUUGCUCGUGAUAUCCUUAAUAUUUGCUUGUUGUAAGUGUUGACUUUCCCUUGGGGAUCAGAGCUUCGUAAUCAUUCUGCAGAAUAAAACUGUCACGGUAAUAAUUUGGGUCUGUGAUAGAUGCUUUGCGAAAGAAACAUUAGUCAAGAGCAGGCAUGAAACAAUACUGAGAGCAAACUGAAAUGUUUAAUUUGUAUGAUGCACAUUUCAUUAGCUGAAAAUAGUUUCUUCCACAUAUGCAAAUAUGUAGAGACAAGAAUUUGAUCUAAUUUGACCUGUUUAUCAGGUCUAUAGUAAUGAUCUGUGUUUCGUUUUCAACUUCCCUUCUAAAUCUUUACAUAAACAUUUCAAAGUCAUUCUUUUUUAGGGAAGCAAUUAAAUUUAAAAUUUCCCUCUGUUAUGGGAUACUGUCAUUGGGAAAUAUCAUAAACAGUAAAAUAUGGGACCUCCCCCUGGUGGACCGUGCGGCCCCGGACCUCCGGGUCCUCCAGGGGUCCCAAUCCGAUUUCCCAUAAAAAUAUAGGAAAUCGGUAUGACACGAUGUAACACGUUAAAAGUGUAAGCAAGACCAAGACCGCAAGUUAAAUGCAGUUUGGUGAGGUUAAAAAGUAGUGAAAGACAUGGGAGGAAGAAAUUAUGGGGUGGCUAAUUGAGCUGAAUUUUUCCAUUAUUUGCUGUGCUGCACAAAACCACUUUGGUGUUCAAAUACAUUAGUAAAAACGAAACCGCUUUUAGCUUUUUAAACUGUAGCAGGGUUUUUUUGUAUGCUGCUACAGCUGUUUGGCAGACCAUGUAUAAUGAAAUUUUUCGCUUCCAGCAAAUACUUGUUCACAUUUAUUUUCACGCGCACGAAAGAAUCCCUGUUGAAGAACGGUUUGCUGUAUAUCAGUUUCGUAGAGGCUUUUUAGUGCAAUUGCAGAAUGGCUUGAAGUUGUGAGUCCGGUUGGAUGCGUGUUAGGUUAAAUUAUCUAAAGAUCAAGUUACCAAAAAGGAACCAACUUUUAAAACAAGUUUGUAUUGAAGUUAAAGCCAUGACGCAGAGUACAGGAUGGGGACCCCUGGAGGAGCCGGAAGCGCAGGAGGUCCAGGGCCGCACGGUCCACCAGGGCGAGGUCCUGGAGGAGAUCCCAUAAUCAUAGGAGGCAUAGAUUUAUCUCGUCGUACCAUAAGAGGAUACAGCGAGCGCAUCCGUGACUUGGCUCUGGAGAAUCCUCUUAUUGUAGGAUUGGUAUCCGAGGCAUUAUAUUGUCGAAACAUCUCCAUUGGAAAACAUCAGGACCCCAUUCUUGCUUCCCUAAGAAAAAAACCUGUAACUAAAACUUAGGCACCGUUAACAACCCAAUUCUGGAAAAGGAUGACGUUCGGACAAUCUAAAGAGAAGCCAAG
Molecule: messenger RNA, 2705 nt
Organism: Zootermopsis nevadensis
Lineage: Eukaryota; Metazoa; Arthropoda; Insecta; Blattodea; Termopsidae
Gene: Arp1
Product: Actin-related protein 1
Source: RefSeq, a predicted model, not a curated record